Messenger RNA from Salvia miltiorrhiza (redroot sage), 569 nucleotides. Its product is annotated as 40S ribosomal protein S29-like. Gene Ontology annotation, cellular component: cytosolic small ribosomal subunit; ribosome. Lineage: Eukaryota; Viridiplantae; Streptophyta; Magnoliopsida; Lamiales; Lamiaceae. The record is from RefSeq and is a predicted model, not a curated record. Gene Ontology annotation, biological process: translation. Gene Ontology annotation, molecular function: structural constituent of ribosome; zinc ion binding. Bases 181 to 351 code for a protein of 56 amino acids. The transcript is spliced from 3 exons.
AGGGACGUGAAAGGUCCAUUACGCCCCCGAUCUCGAUCCGUUAUUUCCAAUUCAACAUUAGGGUUUUGCUUAUGCAACAUAUAAAUUGCGUACUCAGAGAAAUUUGAGAACUCUCUCCAUCGUAACUACCAAUUAGGUUUCUAACACAGAUUCAUAAACCCAAUUCUUGUAGAAGAAGACAUGGGGCACUCCAACAUCUGGAAUUCUCACCCGAAAAAUUAUGGCCCUGGAUCCCGCACCUGCCGUGUUUGCGGGAACCCUCAUGGAAUAAUUAGGAAGUACGGUUUGAUGUGCUGCAGACAAUGCUUCCGCAGCAAUGCUAAGGAAAUCGGAUUUAUUAAGUAUCGCUGAACUGUGUUGCCAUCGACUUUGCAGAGAGGGUGCUGUGAUUUAUUUAGUUGUAGCCAUUUAUUUUUAAUGGAUUUAGUUGAAAUGAUUUUUAUUCGGCAUGUUUAGACGCUCAUUUGAUGGUAAAUCUUAAGAUUUUGUUUUUAUUGGUUUGUUACUACCUUCUGUCACCAUGAUGUGGAAGUCUCAUUUUAGGCAUAAACUGGUGUGCCUCUUUAUAA